Molecule: messenger RNA, 564 nt
Organism: Thyridium curvatum
Lineage: Eukaryota; Fungi; Ascomycota; Sordariomycetes; Thyridiales; Thyridiaceae
Exons: 1
Coding region: 1-564 (187 amino acids)
Molecular function (GO): acyltransferase activity, transferring groups other than amino-acyl groups
Source: RefSeq, a predicted model, not a curated record
AUGGCCGCCCUCAACUUCCGCCUCGCGACCGAGGACGACGCCGCGGUCCUCGAGCAGCUCAUCAACACGGCCUUCCGCGCCGACAAGACGACCCAGGUCUUCCUCUCGGCCGACCACGCCGGCAUCGACGUUACAGACGUCGCGGCCCUCAAGGCCAGCAUCGCCAGCCCGGAGCGCGUCGUCUACGUCGGCACCGACCCGCAGGGCAGGAUCGCGGCCCACGGCUCCGUGCGCCGGCUCGAGGACGGGCGCGCCUGGUUCGGCCUGCUCGCCGUCGACGUCGCGCGGCAGGGGGCCGGGCUGGGCAAGCAGGUGCUCACCUACGCCGAGGAGUACGCGCGCCGCGAGUGGGGCGCCGCGCGGAUGGAGUUCGACGUCGUGCGCACGCGCGAGGACCUGAUCGCCUGGUACGGGCGGCGCGGGUACCGGCCCACGGGCGAGACCGCGCCCUUCCCGUACGACGCCCACGGGGACUGGCGCGGGGUGCUGAGGGACGAUUUGUACUUCAUCAUGAUGGGCAAGGAUCUGGUAGACUCGUCGGUUGCCGAGACUGUGGAGCGAUGA